Cutaneotrichosporon oleaginosum is the source of this 1907-nucleotide messenger RNA. RefSeq lists its product as uncharacterized. Gene Ontology annotation, cellular component: endoplasmic reticulum; membrane. NCBI's taxonomy places the organism in Eukaryota, Fungi, Basidiomycota, Tremellomycetes, Trichosporonales, Trichosporonaceae. Gene Ontology annotation, biological process: GPI anchor biosynthetic process; protein localization to plasma membrane. The record is from RefSeq and is a predicted model, not a curated record. Gene Ontology annotation, molecular function: glucosaminyl-phosphatidylinositol O-acyltransferase activity.
GUCGUCAUCGCUCGACUUCUUCAUCGUCCUCGCUUUGACACUUGCACAACACUCGAUCAGCUCGCGCGCCAUGGCAGACUACAAGUCAGCCAAGGAGGCGUUCCAUGCCGACAAUCCUGGCUCUUCGGUUCACUAUAUCAACCUAAUCAGCGUCACUGCUCUCACGGGCUAUGCGUUGUAUGCGACGGCAUCGAGAAGAACAGAAGGUCGCCUGCUCGACUACAUGACAACUGUACUUCCCCUCCUGCUGUCUAUGACCACCAUGUCUUCGCGCCUUGUGUUACUCAACAGCGUGCUUGCGCUUGGAGCAUGGGUUCUGGCCGUCACCACGCCGAGGACAUGGUAUCCGCACCGCGUAGCCAUGCCCCGCGGGAGAUGGCUUGCCGAGAGUGACAGCGAGGACGAGGGAAGCAACGGGCGUCGCACACCCACCCGCCGGCCGCAGGUCAAGCUCCCGUCACAGGUCAUCGCCGAGUCGAAUGCGGCCGAGGCUGAGCGUCGUAGCUCAGGAUCGGCGUCUGCUCUGUCUUCGCCCAUAUCACCAGAUGAGGGCCGUCGCCGCCGUCUAUCGCCAGCCCCCGGUUCCAGUGCUGUCAUCGACAUUGGCUCACCUCAACCGCAGCGGCGCACAUCACCAGUCAAGGGUGACCCACUUCCAACGAGCACACAUACCCAUCUUCCACACUCUCGUGCCGGGCGCCCGCUGCGGCGUACACAUUUGCCCUUCCUUUCCGUCUACCGUGCCCACAUGAUGGUCAUGACAGUUCUCGCAAUUCUUGCGGUCGACUUCCCGGUCUUUCCUCGUGUGCUGGGCAAGACUGAGGACUGGGGCACGGGCCUCAUGGACGUCGGCGUCGGGUCUUUCGUCUUUUCCCUCGGCAUUGUGAGCUCCAAGGGCUUCUCGACGACACGCAGAGGCAAGAUGCUGGGUACCUUACUCGGUGGCCUUCGUCGUGCCCUUCCUGUCCUCGCACUCGGCUUUGUGCGCCUCCUCAUGGUCAAGGGUGUUGAGUAUCCUGAACACGUUACUGAGUAUGGGGUACACUGGAACUUCUUCUUCACGCUCGGUCUUGUACCCGCACUCGCCACUUCUCUUCUUCCCCUCCACGGGAGAUGUAAGUGGGGCACCAUAGCAGUCAUCAUCAGCGCUUUGCACCAACUAAUUCUCGCUGCGCCGGGUCUUACACCGUUCCUUCUCAACAAUUACCGUCCUAAUGUUCUCGCCGCAAACAAAGAGGGCUUUGCGUCACUGAUUGGCUACCUCGCAAUCUUCCUCGUGGGCCUCGGCGUCGGCGAACACAUCCUCAGCCUCUCAACUGGACGUCGGCGGAGGCGCUCCUCUUCUCGCCGAAAGGAAGCCCUCACGAGCGGAAACGAGACCGACGACGAGUUCUCGGACCCAGACACGGUUGCCGAGAGAGCGACGCGGCGGCGCUCCGAGCUUGCUCUUGAGCUAGCAGGAUAUGCUGCUGCGAGUUGGAUCACCCUCGGCAUGUGCAGCUACAUGGGUUGGCGCGUGUCGCGGCGUCUUGCUAACGGCCCAUACGUACUCUGGACGGUGGCGUAUAACACCUCCACCCUCGCAGGCUACCUCUUUAUUGAGAUCUGGCUGUGCGAUCCACGUCCAGGACACGUGGAACGAGCAUGUCCACCCCUCCUCGAUGCGAUCAACGCGAACGGGCUUGCCGUCUUUCUCCUGGCCAACCUCGGCACGGGGUUGGUCAACAUCAGCAUGGAGACGAUGUUUGCGCCGGACUGGCUCGCGAUGGGCGUGUUGGUGACAUACAGUGUUGCGAUCUGUGGUAUCGCAUGGGCGAUGCGCGGGAUUCGCAUCAAGAUAUAAUAGACGCUUAGAGGUUCUUGUAGACAGCAUAGCGAUGAUACAUAUUGGGCAUUCUGCCACUAAA